Molecule: messenger RNA, 3454 nt
Organism: Saccostrea cuccullata (small rock oyster)
Lineage: Eukaryota; Metazoa; Mollusca; Bivalvia; Ostreida; Ostreidae
Product: retroviral integration site protein Fli-1 homolog
Exons: 7
Coding region: 154-2181 (675 amino acids)
Biological process (GO): regulation of transcription by RNA polymerase II; cell differentiation
Cellular component (GO): nucleus
Molecular function (GO): sequence-specific DNA binding; DNA-binding transcription factor activity, RNA polymerase II-specific
Source: RefSeq, a predicted model, not a curated record
AAAUAUACACUUGUCGCCGCAGAAAUAUGACAAGCCUCUAGCCUCGUUUUAAAUUCAUAACAACACUGCAUUAUGUAUAUGAGUUAUCACUUUAAGGGUUGAGUUUUUUCAAAUUGCUUCCUUCUGGUGUUCAAUACUUUUUAUGUCUCGAAAAUGGAAAAUCGUCAAGAAGAUACAGAAACCACAUUGGUUCCUCCUCGCCCUCGUUCCGUUGAACAAAAUAGGACGAGUCCAGAGACUGUUUUAGACACCCAUCAGUGUUCCUCUGUUCCUCCAUACCUCCCCAACACAGAGAAAGGCGAACAAAGAGAAACUACAGAAACAUGUCAACAGCCCGCAACCUCCGACAUACCACCUCUGAUCCCAGAAAAACGAAGCUCGCCUGUCAACGCAAUUCAGGACAUUCCCAUCUCUCAGACACAUCAGGAGGUACACCCGUCAGAUGGAUUUCCUCAGCGCCCCCAAAUUCCACCUUUAAUACCCACAGAAUCUCUGCUACGGAAUGAAAACCAACCCCCCUUAGCAGAUUCUACAACGCAAUCUUCAAAUCAAGAUGGGAGCCCUGCUAGUGUUAUUGAUAUCAAGGAAAGUGGGGAAAGCCAGCAAACAAGCUCCAAUCUUUUAAGUGGAGGUAUAGACAGCUUAGUGACACAGACCGUGCCCAUUCCAAUCCCAAGCACAAUCGGGAACAUAACCCCCGCAGGCUCCGAAAAUGGACCUCUAGAAGAGUACGCUAGUCGUUCUAUUAAAAGUGAGCCGGGGGUGGUAUCAGAACCAUCGUGUUCUAUUUGGGGGACGUCUCAUUAUCAGACAUCUAGCAUAGAUUCCACGGAAUUAGCCAACAUGCAGCAGUACCUCCAAUACCCGGGUUACACCAAUAGGUAUGACACCUCAAACCAGCAGAGUUUUGACAGUGCUGGGAGGUGUUCUAGUCAUGCUAACAGUGUAACGGUUGAGGAUCCGAUGUUAGCGCGGGAUGUGAGUGCUGACAUGGACGAUAUUAACAACCCUUUCUACACCGCUUACCCCAAUAUGUUCCUCAACCAACAGCAAGCUUAUUCUGCCGCGGUGCCGUACGGAGACACCUCACAAAAACCUAUCCAGACCUCACAGACAUUACCGCCAUCUUACUUUGAAAAUGUAAAGAAAGCUUGUGACGUCACCUCAAAAAAUGUCAAUGAAGCCCAUGUAACCUCAUGUAGACCCAAACUUGAACACGAUACAGAUGGAAUUCAGCCCAAAAAAGUCAUAGUUCCCGCAGACCCCCAGACGUGGACGGAGGGAGACGUGCACCAGUGGCUGGAGUGGGCCAGGAACGAGUACAAACUCCGGGACCUUGACGUGGUCCGCUACCAACAGAUAGACGGACGACACCUCUGUAACAUGAACAAGGAGCAGUUCACGCACCUGUUUGGUCCCAUUAACGCUGAGAGUCUGUACUCACAUCUGAACUUCCUCAGACACGGCCCCGGACAAGUGACCUCCCCUAGUUGUCCCACCGUGUCUUCUUUUGUUCACGGCUCGGGAGGAUCAAUCAAGCAGAACGCAGAUCCAGGAUUCACAAAAUCGGCGUGGUCCCCGCAGCCCAGCCAAACAUCACAGGACCCGUACACAUUACUUGGACCCUUGGUGGGGCGGCUGUCCAGCACAGGAAGUGGGCAGAUUCAGUUGUGGCAGUUUCUGUUAGAACUGUUGUCUGAUAGAAGAAAUUGUUCUUGUAUUGCCUGGGAAGGCAGCAAUGGCGAAUUUAAGUUAGUGGACCCAGAUGAGGUGGCGCGUCGGUGGGGAGAGCGGAAGUCCAAACCGAACAUGAACUACGACAAACUAAGCAGGGCACUUAGGUAUUACUACGACAAAAACAUCAUGACGAAAGUGCACGGAAAACGAUACGCUUACAAAUUUGACUUUGUCGGCCUUACUCAAGCGAUGCAACCCUCUACCCCAGAGACGAAUGCUUACCGAUAUCAGCACGAAAUGUUCAGCAUGUCAGGAUACGCCCCUCCCAGACUCAAUUACUUGUCUCCUCAUCCACCCAUUCCAACGACCACGGCAGGCUUCCUGUCCCCUACUGCUUCAUAUUGGUCAACGUCAACCAAUAACAUUUUCCCGAACACGUUGAAUCAUGUGAUGCCAGGACAUCCGGGAACUUUGCCUUCUCACAUGAGCACAUUUUACUCAUGAUUAUAUCAUUUUGCCUUCAUCAUUUUGUAAUUAUAGCGAUGUAAGCAAGGAUUUAUUUUAUCUAUUUUGUGGUCAAAGAUCAUGAAUGUUUGUUUUUUCCCCUUGCAUUUGUUAUAUUAGCUCAUUUUGUCACUUUAUUGUGUUCUUGGAUCACAUGAAUAUCUUGCACAAAAAAUACGUAAUUCAGUUGAUUUAAUUUUUUCCCCAGUGUUUGGCAUUUAAUCACAAAAUUGUUAUCUCCUUUUGAUACACAAAUACCUCGAGUUUUCUUAAAAAGCUUAGUGUUUGUCACCUCGUUAUGUGCUUUCAUUAUAUACAUGAAUACAUUGUAUCUUGGAAAGAAACAAUUGUACAUUUCAGUUGCCUUAAUCUUACCAGAGUUUGGCAAUAGGAAACUUAAUUGUUAUCCCCUUUUGAGGUAUGAAUAUUUAGUAUUCUUUGUAAAUAGGAGAAUAAGAAUAGUGCGCCACAAAUUUAAAUAAUUUUGUAUUUUAUAAGUAGGUAUGUUUAGAAUGACAUACCAGACAUGUAGAGUAGUUCUGCUUUACCUAGCAAAAACAAACUUUUCAGAUCGCACAUCAACUCAGACAGGCCCCCCCCCCCCCCCGUCCCUGAAUAAAAAAUGUUCCCUAACAAAUUCAAAGAUAUUUUUUACAUAGAAUGUAAUUGACUUUCAUUCUUUAUAAAAUGUUGUUUUGAAUCAGAUAUGUAUCAUUAUUGAGAGUGUUAAUGGGGUACUUGCCAGAGUUCUUAAAUUUAAUUUUUGGCUGUAUUGUUUUCAAGAUAUUAUGAGAAAUUAGUUGAUACAUUCCUAGAUAUUUCGUAUCAUUGUAAAUACUGUGUUGAUCCGUAAUUUCUCUUUUUUUUCUUUGGUCGUCACACAGCGUUAUGUUUCAAAUUACCAGGCCAGUGCUAUUGUUAAAUACAAGUUGUAGCUUCAUUUCAUGUAUAAUGUUUAAAAGCAGACAAGUCUGUUGCAAUGACAUUUAUGUUCAUCCAUUGUUUUGCUACCUCACGUAGCAGACGUACGUUGAAGCCUAUAAAGAGCAUCGAGGAUAAGCAGUUAGCUUACAAAUUAGGGAAAUCGGAAAGGAAGAUUUUAGUUGUAUGACUAUAAUCAUAAGUAAUGUGUGUACUUUUUCAGUCUCUUACACCGGAAGUGAUCUCAGAGCCUGUAUUGUUAUUAUAAUAACGGCCAUUUUGAUGAGAAUUGUUGAAAUUUUAUGUAUCAUCAUGUAACUCGUUAAAAAUAAAUGUUGGAUAUUAUUUUUGA